This is a messenger RNA of Loxodonta africana (African savanna elephant), 3341 nucleotides long. RefSeq names its product autophagy related 16 like 1 (gene ATG16L1). Gene Ontology annotation, biological process: autophagosome assembly; negative stranded viral RNA replication. The coding region runs from base 434 to 2005 and encodes 523 amino acids. The record is from RefSeq and is a predicted model, not a curated record. Gene Ontology annotation, molecular function: protein binding. Lineage: Eukaryota; Metazoa; Chordata; Mammalia; Proboscidea; Elephantidae. The transcript is spliced from 18 exons. Gene Ontology annotation, cellular component: autophagosome membrane.
CUUGGAGGCGGCUGGGGGGUCUCCCGGCUGAGCUGUGUGUUCCUUACGGGCGACAGCGCACGUGUUUGUCUGUAAAUCGCAGCCGCUCACACUGCGCAAGCACUUAGAUAGGCAGGCCUCCCGUUUAGGCGACUGUGUUAGCGAAGUGGGUCCUGGUUCCAAGAGCUAAGUCGCAGAAUUAACACCGUCUUCUCAGUGUAGGAACGGAGCAGGGAGCGCUGGGCUGCUAACAGAAAGAUCGGCGGUUCCAACCCACCAGCCGAUCCGCGAGAGAAAAGACCUGGCGCUCUUCUUCGAUAACAAGUUGUUGGAAAAGUCAGAUCUUCAUUCAGUGUUGGCCCAUAAACUACAAGCUGAAAAGCAUGACGUGGCAAACAGGCACGAGAUAAGUCCUGGACAUGAUGGCACCUGGAACGAUGGUCAGCUGCAGGAAAUGGCCCAGCUGAGGAUUAAGCACCAGGAAGAGCUGACGGAAUUACACAAGAAGCGUGGGGAGCUAGCUCAGCUGGUGAUUGACCUGAAUAACCAAAUGCAACAGAAGGACAGGGAGAUACAGACGAAUGAAGCCAAAAUCGCAGAAUGUCUGCAGACCAUCUCGGACUUGGAGACGGAGUGCCAAGAGCUGCGCAGUAAGCUUCAGGACCUCGAGAGAGUCAACCAGACCCUGAAGGAUGAAUAUGAUGCUCUGCAGAUCACGUUUACAGCCCUGGAGGAGAAACUGAGGAAGACUACUGAGGAAAACCAGGAGCUGGUCACCAGGUGGAUGGCCGAGAAAGCCCAGGAAGCCAACCGCUUAAAUGCAGAGAACGAGAAGGACUCAAGGAGGCGGCAAGCCCGGCUGCAGAAAGAGCUUGCGGAAGCUGCAAAGGAGCCGCUGCCUGUCGGACAGGACGAUGACAUUGAAGUUAUCCUGGACGAGACCUCUGAGCAUCCUGAAGAGACUUCUCCGGUACGGGCCAUCAGCAGAGCAGCCACUAAGCGACUCUCGCAGCCUGCUGGAGGCCUUCUGGAUUCUAUCACUAAUAUCUUUGGGAGGCGCUCCGUCUCGUCCCCUCCAGUGCCCCCGGACAACGCGGAUGCUCACCCUGGCUCUAGUAAAGACGUGAGGGUGCCAACUACCACGCUGUGUGUCUUCGAUGCACACGACGGAGAGGUGAACGCCGUGCAGUUCAGUCCUGGCUCCCGGCUGCUGGCCACUGGCGGCAUGGAUCGCAGAGUCAAACUUUGGGAAGUGUUUGGAGACAAGUGUGAGUUCAAGGGUUCCCUCUCUGGCAGUAAUGCAGGAAUUACAAGCAUUGAAUUUGAUAGUGCUGGAUCUUACCUCUUAGCAGCUUCAAAUGAUUUUGCAAGCAGAAUCUGGACCGUGGAUGAUUAUCGAUUACGGCACACACUCACGGGACACAGCGGGAAAGUGCUGUCCGCCAAGUUCCUGCUGGACAACGCUCGCAUCGUCUCAGGAAGCCACGACCGCACCCUGAAACUCUGGGACCUCCGCAGCAAAGUCUGCAUAAAGACGGUGUUUGCAGGUUCCAGCUGUAACGAUAUUGUCUGCACAGAGCAGUGUGUCAUGAGCGGACACUUUGACAAGAAAAUUCGUUUCUGGGACAUCCGAUCUGAGACUAUCGUCCGAGAGAUGGAGCUGCUGGGAAAAGUGACCGCCCUGGACUUAAACCCAGAUCGCACGGAGCUGCUAAGCUGCUCCCGUGACGACCUGCUGAAAAUUAUCGAUCUACGAAAAAACGCCGUCAGGCAGUCGUUCAGUGCCCCUGGCUUCAAGUGCAGCUCCGACUGGACCAGAGCCGUGUUCAGCCCUGACGGCAGCUUCGUGACUGCAGGCUCGGCCGAGGGCUCUCUCUACGUCUGGAGUGUGGUCACAGGGAAGGUGGAGAAGGUCCUUUCCAAGCAGCACAGCUCGUCCAUCAACGCCGUGGCCUGGUCCCCCUCUGGCUCGCACGUCGUCAGCGUGGACAAAGGAAGCAAAGCUGUGCUGUGGUCGGACUAUUGACAGCGGUGCUGGGAGCACGGGCACCCUGGUUGAAGGAGGGGAGCCAGGCUCGCAUGGCUGUGGGGCUGCAAUCUGGGGUGCUGUCUGGACUGCGGGGUGCACGUCCACACAGCAUGCCCAAGGGGCCUUGCUCUGAGAAGAUUGCUGAGGAUGGUGACGAUGGCUCCACCGCCUGAGAGCCACACUGAGGCGUGUGACCUGCAGGCGUGUCCACAGGGGCAGGCCCUUGCCUGUGGCUGCUGGGAAACACUACUGGUUCUUCCAUACCUCAGCGGGCGGCAGCCAGGCACCGCUGGCCCAUGGUGCCAACACGCCCAUGGGCUGGGAGUCUGUCCUCCCGUGCUUCCUCCCGUCCGCCCGCAGCCGGUUCUGGCCUUACGCAUGUCGCAUCCUCACCCCCUUGUUCUGGUUGUUCCCUUUGUCUGAGUGACCUCGGGGUCACUGUUCGGAAACCCAAAGCACAGGAAUGUUUCCCUCUCAAAGGAGGUGGGGCCAUGGCCGUCUCGGUGGUCUGCGUCUCCCUCUUGGGGCUCUGGUCCUGCUCUGCCUCGUUACUGCUGAAAUUUCUUUGGGGUUUUCCCACUUUUUUUGGAAAAACGUCUUCAGAGCUCCUGACUCUUGUCCACGCAAACCAUCCUGCAUAUUUGUUUUUGGAGAUGGAAGUAAAUCUCAAUUUGAUUUAAAACAAAAGUUACGGUCAGGGAGGAAGUGUAGAACGUUGUGCCUGAGCAGUGGGGCUACUGCAGAGAUAAAGAAUGUUCAGGCAAACCUGUAGGUUCCCGGGAGGGGUGCACACCCCGUUCCGUCCAGGUGUGUCUAGGUCACAGCCGUGGCGACAGGCAGUUGCAGGCCUGUGAAGUAUUACUCGAGCUGGUCAGGCCGGGCAGGGCUGGUGCCCCUUUGCCAGGUGGGUGUGCAGUGCCCUUGGUGUGACGGCUUCAGGGGAUGGGGGUUGAGAUCGAGGCCGGGGUUAAAUUGGCCCUGGGUUUUCAUCUUCACCGUUUGGCCUGUGUAUAAAAUUCUGGUUCCUUGUUUGGGUGUGGAGAGCACCAGUGGUUUUAUCACUUCUUAAUUUGCACUUUAUUUUUUUCCUUCCACACCUGUUUCUGGAGGGGCGGGUGGAAGGGGACAGAUGCCAGGGCGCCUCUGACGAGGGUGGGGUCUCGUUCCUUCUUCCUCUUCUUCCACCCCCUCUGCGGUUUGCUCUUCAGAGGACUUGUUUGGGGGGAGCUGAAAUUCACAGGCCAGGGCCAUGUCUUUUAUUUAUUUAAUUAUGUCACCCAAUGAACUUGAUUGUAAAUAAAAAACAAAGCAAAUCUGCUAUAUACUUUUCCAA